Molecule: messenger RNA, 583 nt
Organism: Hyla sarda
Lineage: Eukaryota; Metazoa; Chordata; Amphibia; Anura; Hylidae
Product: ferritin heavy chain A-like
Exons: 4
Coding region: 38-568 (176 amino acids)
Biological process (GO): iron ion transport; intracellular iron ion homeostasis
Cellular component (GO): cytoplasm
Molecular function (GO): ferric iron binding; ferrous iron binding
Source: RefSeq, a predicted model, not a curated record
UUUUUUAAACUUUUUUUUUAACUAUUAAGAAGCCGAAAUGGAAUCCCAGCUGCGCCAGAACUUCCACCGCGAUUGCGAAGCUGCCAUCAACCGCAUAGUGAAUUUGGAGCUGUACGCCUCCUACACCUAUCUCUCUAUGUCCUUCUACUUUGACCGUGAUGACGUAGCCCUUCAUCAUGUGGCGAAAUUCUUCAAAGAACAAAGCCAGGAAGAGAGAGAGCAUUCCGAGAACUUCCAGAAGUACCAGAACAAGCGUGGGGGUCGUGUUGUCCUGCAGGACAUCAAGAAACCUGAACGUGAUGAGUGGGCCAACACUCUGGAGGCCAUGCAGGCUGCUCUGCAGCUGGAGAAGACUGUGAACCAGGCUCUUCUGGAUCUUCACAAAGUGGCCUCUGACAAGGUUGACCCUCAUCUCUCUGACUUCUUGGAAUCUGGAUACCUGGAAGAACAGGUGAAUGCUAUUAAGCAGCUUGGAGACUACAUCACCAACCUGAAGCGCCUUGGGGUGCCCCAGAACGGCAUGGGCGAGUACCUGUUCGACAAGCACACCCUGGGAGAGAGCAGCUAAGAUGUCUCCUUCCUA